UUCCUUAUGAAAAUUUUUGCCGCAAUCGUUCGGCGUAUCUUUGAAGUAUAGAAGAAGCUCUAACAACGAAUCUCGGAAGCCUCAGCAUAGCAGUGUGUUCAACUUCGAAAUGGAUAAUUCUAAAUCGGACAAAGUGAAAUUCUUCCCGAUUUAUAUUGUGGAUGCAUUUACGAAACAUCCCUUUUGUGGAAAUCCCGCUGCGGUGUGUCUUUUGCCAUUCGAUGAUGAUGCUGAUAAUGAUAUAAAGCAAAGAAUUGCUUCUGAAAUGAAUCUUUCAGAAACUGCUUUUUUGAAACCAAUAAUGGAAAGUGAUACUUUUCAAAGUGGUAAACGUUUUUCUCUGGAUUGGUUCACUCCACUUUGCCAGGUGCCUUUAUGCGGCCAUGCCACAUUAGCCUCUGCUGCUGUUUUGUUUAUGGAAUAUGCUUCAAAAUGCCGUGUGGCUCCUCUAAAGCCAUUAUCCCUUCCACGUUUGGAAUUAAUGGGUGCGUUACUUGCUGCGAGAUUGGCAAAAGAAGUAUCAAGAGUCCUCAGUGAGAAAAUACCAGCAACCAACCACUUUUGGACAGAUUCCACUAUAGCCUUGAGUUGGAUUCAAGGUUCCAGCAGCAGAUGGAAAGUCUUUGUCGCCAACCGUGUGAAGGAAAUACAAUCCUUGACAAACAAAGAUAUGUGGCACCAUUGUCCUGGAAAGGACAAUCCAUCUGAUCUUCUUACGAGAGGCAUCAGCGCCGACUCACUGUUGAACUGUGAGAAGUGGUGGAAUGGACCGAGUUUCCUACAUGAAGAAAACAUUGUCGCUAAAAAUGAUGACGUGAUACUUAGUGAUGACAGUGUGUGUCAGGAAGAACUAAAAUCGUCUGAGAGAAAAGCUUUGGCUGUGACUUUGGACAAUAGUUUUUUGAACAAAAUUCUUUCUGUAUCUAAUAAUUUCCAAAAAAUUUUAUGUGUUCUUAGUUAUAUUUACAGGUUCAUCGAUAAUUGUAAGCAACCAUUUAACAAACAAAUUGGACCAUUGAAGAUAUCCGAAGUCCAACGAGCGGAAACUACGCUUGUGAAGUUGGUGCAACAGGUAGAAUUUGAAUCAGAAUUAAAGGACUUGUCCACUAAGGGUAUGGUUAGCCCUCAAAGUAAGAUAAAAAAUCUCUCUCCAUUUCUAGACUCUGAAAAGGUACUAAGAGCAGGAGGUAGACUGGCACAUAGUAAUUUAAAUUAUGACAAAAAACACCAAAUAAUUCUUCCUAAGAAUCACAAGUUAACUAAUUUGAUUCUUGAAUUGACUCACAAGAGACAAUUGCAUGUAGGUCCACAAACUUUAUUGUCUAUUGUUAGACAGAGAUUCUGGCCCUUAAAUGGUCGUAAUAUGUGCAGGAAAUUAGUUAAUAACUGUACAAUUUGUUUUAAAGCAAAACCCGUUACUUGUUCACAAAUUAUGGGUCAAUUGCCAACCGAGAGAAUUUCUCAAAAUUUUCCUUUUAACAAAGUGGGAGUAGAUUUCUGUGGGCAUUUCUGGAUUAAAUAUCCUAAUCAAAGAAAAGGUGUUUUCAAUAAAGUUUACGUGUGUGUUUUCGUGUGCAUGGUCACAAAAGCAUGUCACCUUGAAUUAGUUUCAGAUCUAACUAGCGAAGCCUUCAUUGCGGCUUUAAAACGAUUUUUUAGUAGAAGAGGAAAAUCUGAACAUAUAUUUUCAGACAAUGCUUCCAACUUUGUAGGCACACAAUUAGAGUUAAAGAGACUGAGAAAAAUUCUGAGUAAUAGUAACAAUAAUAUGAGUAAAUUUUUGUGUGAUGAACGUGUUGAGGGGAGUUUCAUUCCACCAAGAGCACCAAAUCAUGGAGGCCUCUGGGAGGCUGGAGUCAAGGCCGUCAAAUAUCAUAUAAAGCGAAUUAUGGGUAAUUUAAGAUUCACUUAUGAAGAAUUUUUAACGAUUCUUAACCAGAUUGAGGGAAUUCUCAACUCACGUCCCCUCUACCCUUUAUCAUGUGACCCUAAAGAUUUUGAUGUUUUGACUCCUGGUCAUUUCCUUGUUGGUCGUCCGAUUUCAGCAAUUGUUGAACCGAGUUUAACUGAACUGCCUGAUAACAGGUUAAAGGUAUGGCAAAAACUAACAAAAAUUGUACAACAGAUUUGGAAACGUUGGUCAAAUAACUACCUAAGUACACUUCAAAAUCGAAAUAAAUGGUUUUUUGAGAAAAAUAAUGUAAAAAUAAAUGAUAUGGUAAUUUUGAAAGAAGAAAAUUUGUCUGUGUGUAACUGGCCUCUUGGUCGAAUUCUUGAAGUGUAUUAUGGUAAAGAUAAUAAAAUCAGAGUAGUGUUAGUGAAAACUAAAAAUGGAGUUUUUAAACGUCCUGAUACUAAAAUUUGUAUUUUACCCAUCCCAAAUGAGUAAUUUGUGCGAAAAUUUCUCUUUAUGUUAUGAUCACUGGUUGUUCUUGAGUAUUAUACUUGUUACCUUUUGUGUGAAUUCAACUGUGUAUAUUUGAUAAAUUGAGUAUUUCUUGUUUUUGCAAUGUUGUAUACUGUUUAUUGUAUUAAGUGGUAUGUGUUCAUUUGUAUUGUUGUUGUUUACUUUUAAGUUUUUGAAUGUAUCAUUCAACCCGGGGGUGGAUGUUCGGUGUUGUGAAAUGAUUGUAUGGUGGCGCCCCCAAAGUGAACCGAAAAUAAUUCUGUAACGCGAGAGUGGCUGUGUAGAGAGAGAGAGAGAGAGAGAGAGUGUGGAAAGCACGCGAAUAAAAUGGAGUUGUUCUAAAGUCUCUGCCAUCUGAUUUGUGUUGUGAGUUACAUUAAAUGUGUGCGUAGAACUGGCGAAAUAACACUAUAAAAUUUUGAACGAAAUCCAUUCCGAGGAAGAUUUACUAUCCGAGUAUACAAGUAAAAUUGAAAAUUAGAAAGCGCAGAUUGUUAAAGAAAUAAAAUUUUACAUUGGUUUAGAGUCUCAAAUGUAUAUACGUACGGAAGUUUCAGCCAAAUCUCUUAACGUGGUGAUCGUCUGUCGGUCUUUAUUUCGCAUGCACGUAUGCGCAGUAACUGAAAUACGAUAUAACUUAAAUAAAUGAAAUUCGGAAUGUGAUCCCGGGACUGUAGUUGUUGCUUUGCGUCAAAUUUUGAUUUCAAUCGGUCAGAAAAAAAGGCGUUAAAAAUAAUAUUCGUACGAUUAAUUGAAUAAAAAAUGCAAAAAUCAAAGUAAAAUAUCAAUAUUUUGUAACUGUUAUUUACUAAUGCCAUCCAUAGCAUUUGCGGCCUUAUUCUUGGUCCACAAUUUUAUAUUAGUAGAAGCGGAUAUGUCUUUUAUAGAAUUAAGGGGGAGCUCAGGAAAAGAAAUUUACAGUUAUUUUAAAUGGAUGCCAGUCAAUAACCUUUAAUCUUGGUGAAAAAUUUGAUGAUAAGAAAAGAAAAAAAGAAUGUAGGAAUUUUGGUGAUAUCUCUAUUUGAAAUGGGGAUCAAAAUAUUCUUCGUGAAGAUUCUAUUCUCUUUUAGAAUACCAAUAUAAAUUCUCUUUUGAGCGAAAACGAAUUACUCAUUUGCUAUCAAUAAUUUAACAAUUAUAGAUGGAUAUCAGGCCAAGGUAUUAGUUUUUCAUCCCUUAAUUGAUUUUAAAAAGUAGCGUUAAAGCACUAACAUUCUAUCGCCAAAGUAUCCCCUAAAGCCUUAUUCCCAUGGACCGUAGUUCAGAGGUCUAAACCAUAAUGCUCCAUAUUUUCCAUUAUGGCAAUGACAAGAUCCGUAGUUGCACAUGAUGACCUGUUGUGGUGAGUUCUUUCUGGCGAAAUAUCGGUGAAUGCUUAUGCAUCAGAGGCCAGCGAGGCUAGUUGACAAUAUAAGAGGCCAGCUGACAAACUACAGUAUCGCGCGAAGUAUACUAUGAAUGUAUACAACGGGAACGCUGCCACUUGUUGAAUUCCGACAUACACCAUGGGCUAAUUAAAUCACUGGUCAUGGGAACAAGGCUUUAAGGCUAGCGUCCGGGAUAUCUACACCUCAUCUUUCUGCCACUGUAUUAAUUUUUUUGAUUCUUGCAGAAACUUUAUUGCAAUAGAAUUUUACUGCACCAUACAUUUUGAAAAUUACUAAACGUGGCAAGAUUAGUUGAAAGUCAGCUUACGUAUAAGACAUUAAUUUGUUUUUCAAGCUUAAAUAUGAAUCAUUUGCGAGCGGACUGAUAAAUUACUUAGUUUCUAACUUUUAAAAAUUUUUAUUGUAUUAAAAUAAUAACAUUGAAUUUUAUAUUAAAGAAUAUUUUUUAACAUGUUUUAAUCAGUAUUUAUUCUAUUUGUGUUACCCGUUAGAUAGUUGUUAAAGUUUUUACAACUUUUGAAAAAAAAAUAUUUUUUAUUCCCGCAUGCUGAUUUUACGAGAAAAGAAAUCUGCAGUUUGUAUAUUUUUUGAUAAGUGUUAAUAAAGAUAUUUGUUGUAGCAAAUUUAUCUCAUAUUCCUUUAAUUUGACCUUUUCAGGCAAUGAAUCAGAGAUCUU
Molecule: messenger RNA, 4471 nt
Organism: Argiope bruennichi
Lineage: Eukaryota; Metazoa; Arthropoda; Arachnida; Araneae; Araneidae
Product: phenazine biosynthesis-like domain-containing protein
Exons: 4
Coding region: 110-2389 (759 amino acids)
Biological process (GO): DNA integration; biosynthetic process
Cellular component (GO): cytoplasm
Molecular function (GO): isomerase activity; nucleic acid binding
Source: RefSeq, a predicted model, not a curated record